AUGAUCCGAAGACUCGGCGAGAAGACCACUCUAUACCGUGCUGAGAGUCCAUCCCAGAACUCGUUGGUCUCUCACCAUCACUCGGAAGUCUCAUUGCCAUCCGUGGAUUAUUCGCAGGAGGAAGACCGUCACUCAUGCAACACUUUAAUUGCCGAUGAAUGGUCACAAAGUAAUGACGUCAUCCAGCCACUCCAGAAACCCACGGACACCCCGACACCACAUGAACGAAUUAUUACACGGAGAGAAAUUGCAAACACGGAAUCGGAUUUGUGUAAAAAGCUUUCAUUGAUAGUGGAUUUGGUGUUGGACUUUGCGAACGAUGCGAAUCGUCUCUAUGAGGGUGCGGAUGAAUUGUUGAAAGAGUUGAGGACAAAGAUUCGGGUUUACAUUUAUUUUUUGGAUGUCGAGAUGGCCGAUGUGGAGAAAUUAUUGAGAUUCAAUGUGGAUAGAUCGACGAUUUGUGAUGAGAGGAUUGAUUGGUUGUUGCAUUUCACAAAGUGUCAUAAAGAAAUGCGUCGCGUGCUCAACGAGCUCUCCGAAGAAGUAUGCGAAGACCUGGAGUCUUGUCUCGAGAUGCGUGCAAAGGGAGUGAUUGGAAAGAAGCCAAGUACCGUAACCCUCUCGACACUUGCUGGAAUGAGAGAUGGAAUGGUGAAAGCAGCGAGACUUGUCGGGUGUAUGCCACGUCAAAGGGCUUGA
Caenorhabditis remanei is the source of this 699-nucleotide messenger RNA. RefSeq lists its product as uncharacterized. The transcript is spliced from 4 exons. The coding region runs from base 1 to 699 and encodes 232 amino acids. The record is from RefSeq and is a predicted model, not a curated record. Lineage: Eukaryota; Metazoa; Nematoda; Chromadorea; Rhabditida; Rhabditidae.